Molecule: messenger RNA, 4737 nt
Organism: Symphalangus syndactylus (siamang)
Lineage: Eukaryota; Metazoa; Chordata; Mammalia; Primates; Hylobatidae
Product: ovostatin homolog 2
Cellular component (GO): extracellular region
Molecular function (GO): endopeptidase inhibitor activity
Source: RefSeq, a predicted model, not a curated record
AAAUGUGAUUGGUGGAUCCCAUGGUACUUGCUCCAAAAAGUAAUUGAUCUUCCAUUGUGUAUGACUAUAAAAGCAACAAUAUACAGGGAGAGGCAGAGCAGAAGGAAGUAAGGAAAGUGGAAAGUUGAGGUAGCUAAUUUCUAAUGACAGUGAGAAAGAGACAGUGAGAAAAUUUCUCUUGAAGUCUUUAUUACUCAGGCAUCUGAAUAAAAUGGUGGCUGCUUUUCUCCUGAGCACCUUUUUGCUUCAUGUUACUGCUGCUGUGGCUUCAGAACCGCAAUAUAUCCUAUGGGUCUCCUCUGUCAUUCAGAGUGAUUCUACAGGAAAAGCUUGUCUCCACCUCUUAAAACUUAAUGAAUCUGUAUCCUUGAGUGUCAUCUUAGAAUAUGAUGGAUCCAAUACCACUAUUUUUGACCGGUUUGUGGAGGAAGAUAACUUCUAUGCUUGCGCAGAUUUCAAGGUCUCUCAGAAGUCAUCUGAACAGUUGGCUUUUAUUACCUUGCUGGCUAAGGGAGAUACUCAUCAAAUCUCUGAGAGAAGAUCUGUAGCAGUCAUUUCAGAGGAGAAGGUAACCUUUAUACAGACAGAUAAACCCAUCUAUAAAUCGGGAGAGAGUGUUCAGUUUCGCAUUGUGACCCUGGAUACCAAGUUCAAGCCUGUUGAAGAGUUGUAUCCUUUAAUCACAGUUCAGGAUCCUCAAAACAAUCGGAUUUUUCAAUGGCAAAAUGUGACUUCUUUCCGAAAUAUUACCCAACUCUCGUUCCAAUUGAUUUCAGAACCAAUGUUUGGAGAUUACUGGAUUGUUGUGAAAAGAAACUCAGGGAAGACAGUGGCACACCAAUUUGCUGUUAAAAGAUAUGUGCUGCCCAAGUUUGAAGUUACGGUCAAUGCACCACAAACAGUAACUAUUUCAGAUGAUGAAUUCCAAGUGGAUGUAUGUGCUAAGUACACCUUUGGCCAACCUGUGCAAGGGAAAACCCAAAUCCAGGUGUGCAGAGAGUAUUUUUCUUCAAGCAAUUGUGAGAAAAAUGACAAUGAAAUAUGUGAGCAAUUUAUUGCACAGUUGGAAAAUGGCUGUGUUUCUCAAAUUGUAAAUACAAAAGUCUUCCAACUCUACCGUUCGGGAUUAUUCAUGACAUUUCAUGUCGCUGUAAUUGUUACAGAAUUUGGGACAGGUGUGCAGAUCAGUGAGAAGACCUCAGUUUUUAUCACUCAAUUGCUUGGAACUGUAAACUUUGAGAACAUGGAUACUUUCUAUAGAAGAGGGAUUUCUUAUUUUGGAACUCUUAAAUUUUCAGGUCCCAAUAAUGUACCUAUGGUGAACAAGUUGUUGCAACUGGAACUCAAUGAUGAAUUUAUAGGAAAUUACACUACAGAUGAGAAUGGCGAAGCUCAAUUUGCCAUUGACACUUCAGACAUAUUUGAUCCAGAGUUCAACCUAAAAGCCACAUAUGUUCAACCUAAGAGCUGCUAUCUUCCCAGCUGGUUGACGCCUCAGUACUUGGAUGCUCACUUCUUAGUCUCACGCUUUUACUCCCGAACCAACAGCUUCCUGAAGAUUGUUCCUGAACCAAAGCAGCUUGAAUGUAAUCAACAGAAGGUUGUUACUGUGCAUUACUCCCUAAACAGUGAAGCAUAUGAGGAUGAUUCCAAUGUAAAGUUCUUCUAUUUGAUGAUGGUAAAAGGAGCUAUCUUACUCAGUGAACAAAAGGAAAUCAGAAACAAAGCCUGGAAUGGAAACUUCUCAUUCCCAAUCAGCAUCAGUGCUGAUCUGGCUCCUGCAGCUGUCCUGUUUGUCUACACCCUUCACCCCAGUGGGGAAAUUGUGGCUGACAGUGUCAGAUUCCAGAUUGACAAGUGCUUUAAACACAAGGUUAACAUAAAGUUCUCUAAAGAGCAGGGCCUACCUGGCUCCAAUGCUAGUCUCUAUCUUCAAGCGGCCCCUGACUCAUUCUGUGCCCUCCGGGCUGUGGAUAGGAGCGUCCUUCUACUGAAGUCUGAACAACAGCUGUCAGCUGAAAGUGUGUAUAACAUGGUUCCAAGUAUAGAGCUGUAUGGUUAUUUCUACCGUGGCCUCAAUCUGGAUGAUGGCAAGGAAGACCCUUGCAUUCCUCAGAGAGAUAUGUUCUACAAUGGUUUAUAUUACACGCCUGUAAGCAACUAUGGGGAUGGAGACAUCUAUAAUAUUGUCAGGAACAUGGGUCUAAAAGUCUUUACCAAUCUCCAUUACCGAAAACCAGAAGUAUGUGUGAUGGAGAGAAGGCUGCCACUCCCUAAGUCGCUUUAUCUAGAAACAGAAAAUUAUGGUCCGAUGCAUAGUGUUCCAUCUAGAAUUGCAUCUAGUGGAAUCAGAGAGAAGAAUGCCGACUAUGUAGAACAGGCUAUAAUUCAAACAGUAAGAACAAACUUCCCAGAGACAUGGAUUUGGGACCUCGUCAGUGUCAAUUCCUCAGGCUCUGCCAAUCUUUCGUUCCUCAUUCCUGAUACGAUAACCCAAUGGGAGGCAAGUGGCUUUUGUGUGAAUGGCGACGUUGGAUUUGGUGUUUCCUCUACAACCACUCUAGAAGUCUCCCAACCUUUCUUUAUUGAAAUUGCCUCACCCUUUUCGGUUGUUCAAAAUGAACAAUUUGAUUUGAUUGUCAAUGUCUUCAACGACCUGAAUACAUGUGUGGAGAUUUCUGUUCAAGUGGAGGAGUCUCAGAAUUAUGCAGCAAAUAUUAAUACCUUGAAAAUCAAUGGCAGUGAGAUUAACCAAGCUGGAGGGAGGAAAACAAACAUCUGGACUAUUAUACCUAAGAAAUUGGGUAAAGUGAAUAUCACUGUAGUUGCUGAGUCCAAACAAAGCAGUGCUUGCCCAAAUGAAGGAAUGGAGCAGCAAAAGCUAAACUGGAAAGAUACUGUGGUCAAAAGCUUCUUGGUAGAGCCUGAAGGUAUUGAAAAGGAAAGGACUCAGAGUUUCCUUAUCUGUACAGAAGGUGCCAAAGCCUCCAAGCAGGAAGUUUUGGACUUGCCAAACGAUGUAGUAGAAGGGUCAGCCAGAGGCUUUUUCACUGUUGUGGGGGAUAUUCUAGGACUUGCCAUGCAGAAUCUGGUUGUUCUCCAAAUGCCCUAUGGAAGUGGAGAGCAGAAUGCUGCCCUACUAGCAUCUGAUACUUAUGUUCUUGACUAUCUGAAAUCUACUGAGCAACUGACAGAGGAAGUUCAAUCUAAGGCUUUCUUUCUCUUAUCCAAUGGUUAUCAAAGGCAGUUAUCUUUCAAAAACUCUGAUGGUUCAUAUAGUGUGUUUUGGCAGCAGAAUCAGAAAGGAAGCAUAUGGCUCAGUGCUCUUACUUUUAAGACAUUGGAGAGAAUGAAAAAGUAUGUAUUCAUUGAUGAAAAUGUUCAAAAACAGACCUUAAUCUGGCUUUCAAGCCAACAGAAAACAAGCGGCUGCUUUAAGAAUGAUGGCCAGCUUUUCAACCAUGCCUGGGAGGGUGGAGAUGAAGAGGACAUUUCACUCACUGCAUAUGUUGUUGGGAUGUUCUUUGAAGCUGGGCUCAAUUUCACUUUUCCUGCUCUACGAAACGCAGUCUUUUGCCUUGAAGCGGCAUUGGACAGUGGUGUCACUAAUGGCUACGAUCAUGCAAUUCUAACUUAUGCUUUUGCCUUAGCUGGAAAAGAGAAGCAAGUGGAAUCUUUACUCCAAACCCUGGAUCAAUCUGCCACAAAACUAAAUAAUGUCAUCUACUGGGAAAGAGAAAGGAAACCCAAGACAGAAGAAUUUCCAUCCUUUAUUCCCUGGGAAACUUCUGCCCAGACUGAGAAGACUUGCUAUGUGCUAUUGGCUGUCAUUUCCCGGAAAAUUCCUGACCUCACCUAUGCUAGCAAGAUUGUGCAGUGGCUUGCCCAACAGAUGAAUUCCCAUGGAGGCUUUUCUUCCACUCAGGAAACUGCAGUUUGUCUUCUUGCCAUAACCCGCUACAUGAAGUUAACCUUCUCUAAGAAUCAAAACACUGUCACCUUUAGCAGUGAAGGAUCCAGUGAGACUUUCCAGGUUAACAGUGAUAACCGCCUACUGGUCCAACGUUCAGAACUAACAAAGGCACCUGGGCAAUACACAGUAGAUGUGGAAGGACACGGUUGUACAUUUAUCCAGGCCACCCUCAAGUACAAUGUUCUCCUACCUAAGAAGGCAUCUGGAUUUUCUCUUUCCUUGGAAAUAGUAAAGAGCUACUCUUCGACUGUUUUUGACCUCACAGUGACCCUCGAAUAUACGGGAAUUCACAAUAAAUCCAAUAUGGUGGUUAUAGAUGUAAAAAUGCUAUCAGGAUUUACUCCAGCCAUGUCAUCCAUUGAAGAGCUUGAAAACAAGGGUCAAGUGAUGAAGACUGAAGUCAGAAAUGACCAUGUUCUUUUCUACUUGGAAAAUGUUUUUGGUACAGCAGACAGUUUCACUUUUUCUGUUGAGCAGAGCAACCCUGUGUUCAACAUUCAGCCCGCCCCAGUCAUGGUCUAUGAUUAUUACGAAAAAGAAGAAUAUGCCCUUGCUUUUUACCAUAUCGACAGUAGUUCAGUUUCUGAGUGAGACAAAGCAAUUACUGGAAGAGGUGGAAAAGCAUUUCUUUUAACAAACCGAUUCUUCUGUAUCAAACCUGGAAAAAGAUCAUGAACCAUCUGACAUCCUGAACAGUCUGCAAUCUGCUAUGGCUCCUUGUCAGGUCUUAUUUCCUUAUCAUCCCAUUAAAUGUUGUCAUUUUG